Cladocopium goreaui is the source of this 2610-nucleotide messenger RNA. The record is from the annotation of a GenBank genome assembly. NCBI's taxonomy places the organism in Eukaryota, Dinophyceae, Suessiales, Symbiodiniaceae.
AUGGAAGGCUUGGCAUUUGCGGCCCUGAGAAAUAUGGAGGACUUAAAUCCCCACGAUUUAUCAGGUACGGCUUGGGCCUUUGCCACUCUGAGUUAUUCACAAACUGAGCUGCUGCAAGCCAUAUCUCAGGCGUCGAUUCAGCGACUCUCGGAGUUUAAUUCACAGGACUUGGCGAACACGGCGUGGUCGUUUGCCACCUGUGACUUUGAGAGUCGUCAGGACGGUGAUAAAGGCGAUGGUGCAAUGUCCUCUGAAGUCAUGGUGAAGCUGCCUGAAUUCGCACCGCAGGGCCUAGCUACGACGGCCUGGGCGUAUUCCAACUCAAAGACCAAAAAUCGCACACUGCUGGAGGCGAUUUCCAAGGAAGUCAUGCAGAAACUCUACGAAAUCGAACCGCAAUCGUUGGGUAUUUUGGCAGAUGCCAAGCUUGGCUGUCAAAGACACAUUGAGCAGGCACUCAGACCUUUUGCUCAAAAGUUUGCGGAACUUUUGCCCAAACCAUCAACUCCAACAACUCAUGAAACAGGUUGGAUCUCAGUUGACGAUGCCUCAAUGAAAAUCUUCACGGAUUUUGUUCGGGAAGUGCGAGUCGAUAACUUCGGUGCCUGGGGGACGCGUCACAUUUUGGAGCAAAUGCGUUUGGAAGAGCCGGCCUCGGAGUUCAUUUCACGGGCCAAAGAUGCCAUUCUGAAAGAAGGUGAAACUGAAGAGCUAGGCCAGGGCCAAAGAGAAGGUGUGCUGGCUGGUGCGGCCUUGGUUCACCGCCGUGUUUUCGCCUACGUCGAAUACCAUUUGGAACUUCCCGGAUGUACGCCGCUGAGCGGUGCCAUGGCACGGGAAAAUGGCCGACGCGAUCGAGGCUAUGAUCCCAAAUAUCCCUUGAUCCGACCCUUGGCUUCGCCCAUCUCUGGAUUGGUGGAUCGCGGCCUGUGCAGCGAAUUUCAGAUCUUGGCCAAGUUGGUAGAUACCGUCGAAGAUACGUUGACACAACAAGGUGCCGUGGAAGAUGAGGUGAUCCAAGGAGGUCUUUCACCUUCGCAGGCCACUGGCAAUCGAAGGGCAACUUUCGCAAACAACUACGAUUCGGAGGGCAUGUCGGAGAAAAAACUCCUGUCGUGUCAUUCGAUGCCUCCAGAGACGUCCAAGCCCAGCAUUCCUAGCAUGUCGCGUCAAUCUGGUCCCCCUCCAAGUCCACGUGGAGCUGCGCCUGGAGUGACCAGCGGUGUCAGAAGGAAUCAGAACCAGGGGAGACAAAAGACGGCCAACAACCUCUUCAUCGAUGCGGAAGACAUGAAGGCCAAAGUAAGAGCUGCCAUUGGACAGCCCGAGUACAAUGUGAUCGACUUCUAUAAGACCAGUGGCCGUUGUCAACAACUGGCACGAAAGAAGUCCUUCGAAAAUAUCACCCUUGGAGUUAUCAUGUUCAAUGCAAUCUGGCUUGCCAUCGAUACAGACUUCAACAAGCCCUCAGAGGGUGCGACGGAUCCAGUCUUUAUCGUUGCCGAACAUGUCUUUUGCACCUACUUCUUCUUGGAAUGGUGGAUUCGCUUUGGGGCCUUUGAAAGUAAGCGCAACUGUCUCCGAGACUUUUGGUUGCUCUUUGAUGGUUUCCUGAUGUUCGUCACCGUCUUUGAGACUUGGCUCAUGCAGCUGUUCCUGCUGGCUGCGGGCACAACGGAUGGCGGAAGGUCGGACCACACCGGCAUGAUCCGGCUGGUGCGCCUGUUGCGGAUCGUGCGCAUUGCACGAAUUGCCAGGGUGCUGCACCAUGUGCCUGAAUUGCUGAUCCUGGUGAGAGCCAUGGUUGUGGCAAUGCGUGCCGUAUUUUUCUCAGUGAUUCUCUUGGUCCUGGUGCUCUACGUCUUUGGCAUCGCCUUUACGCAACUUGCACGAGACAAUCCCACAGCAGAGGUGCAUUUUGCCAACAUUUCCGACUCGAUGACAACGCUUCUGUUGAACGGAAUCUUCUUGGACAGUGUCUCAGAUGUGGUGAGGGAAAUUGGAAAAGACAACCUGCUGCUUUCCUCUUUGUUCAUCGGGUUCAUUCUCGUGGCAACGCUGACUGUGAUGAACAUGUUGGUCGGCAUCUUGGUGGAGGUGAUCAGCGUCAUUGCAUCCGUGGAGAAGGAGCAGUUGCUGGUGAGCAAAGUGCAAAGUAAAUUGGAAGAGGUCAUGGAUUUGGUUUCCCUGUCGCCUGAAAAUGAUUUGACCCAGUGGGAGUUUGUGAAACUCAUCCAGCAACCAGAAGCAGCUCGAGUGCUACAAGAUGUGGGUGUGGAUGUGGUUGGACUCUUUGAUUUCGUGGGAGUGAUCUUUCCAACCAUCGAUGCUACCUUGACCUUCCAAGAUCUCAUGCAGGUGGUUCUGUCCCUCCGUGGCAACAACACUGCCACUGUGACUUGGCCAUGGCCAAAAAGUUAUGAGCAAAGUUGGAUGCACCUGUGUCGAAGUUGGAUGUUGGAUGGGAUUUGUUCAAAGAAAUCAUGCGCACUAGCGGUGACCCAUUUUGAUCAAAUUUUUGUGUGUCCACGCGGAAUCCGGCUUUUUGCACCAAGAGGUGCUGAUUAUCUCAUUAUACCGGACGAUACCAGAACAGAUUUCAUUGCUUAA